AUGAGGGAUGGUGAUUGGUCGUAUUUGUUGCACGCAGGUCGACUGACUCAACAAUAUAUAAUUGAUAUGUACAUUAAAGUUGAGACACAGAGGUUGGAUUACUAUAGAUCAGAGCAAGUUCAAAGAGAAACACGAACUGAAUCAUUUCAGGGUAUUAUUGAUAGUCUCCACAUUCAUGGUGAAAUUGCCGCAUCAGGUGUAGGACAGAAAAUUCUGCUCCCGUCUUCUUUUAUUGGUGGUCCAAGAAAUAUGCGGAGGCGAUACGUUAAUGCCAUGGCUGUUGUUCAAAAAUUUGGCAAACCUUAUCUGUUCAUAACUAUGACAUGCAACCCGGCGUGGAAAGAAAUAACUUCUAUGUUGUUGCCUGGACAAAAACCAGCUGACAGACCAGAUCUUGUUGCUCGUGUUUUCCAGUCAAAGCUCCAGGAACUAAAGCAUGAUAUUAUUAAAAACAAAAUUUUCGGUGAGGUUGCAGCAUACGUAUAUGCAGUUGAGUCUCAGAAACGAGGGCUUCCCCACUGUCACUGGGUUAUUAUUUUGGCUGAUCAUCAUAAAAUAAAGUCUCCGGCGGUCUAUGACCAACUCAUUUCGGCUGAGAUCCCUAUUGGUUCAAAUCUUUUUUUGCGUGAAUGUGUGAUUAAACAUAUGAUGCAUGGACCUUGUGGUGAUGCAAAUCCUAAGAAUGUGUGCAUGCGCGAUGGUCACUGCAAAAAUCAUUUCCCUAAAGAAUUUUCGGACCAAACAACGGCUGGUAAGAAUGGAUAUGCUGCGUACAGAAGAAGGGAUGAUGGACAAAGAGUUCUUGUCCGAAAUGUGCUUCUUGAUAAUAGAUUCGUCGUGCCCUACUGUCCCUUUCUACUAUCGAAAUUUGAUUGUCAUAUUAAUGUUGACAUAUGCGCUGAUGCAAAAUUGGUUAAGUACUUGUAUAAAUAUAUUCACAAGGGGCAUGAUAAAAUUGCAUACAAUGUUGUUCUGAAUGCAUCGCUGGAUAUUUGUGAUGAAAUACAGGACUACCAAGAUGGACGUUGGAUAUGCGCUCCUGAGGCAUGCUGGAGAAUAUAUGGUUUCUUGAUGAGCGAGAUGUCGCCCCCAGUCAUAGUAAUGCCUGUACAUUUACCAAAUCACCAGCCAUUACGUUUUGGUGUGCAAUUUGGUGUGCAACAGUCGUUGGCGCAUGUUCUUGAUGAUCCCUUAUCGAGUAGGACGAUGCUGACAGAAUUCUUUGUUUCCAAUAGUUGUGAUGAGUCGGCAAUACGUCUUAAGCUUUUGUAUAAAGAAUUUCCGGAGUACUUUGUGUGGGAGCCAGCCAAGAAAAAAUGGAAAGUUCGACAGAAACAAGCUGUGGUUGGUCGUCUAUGCACAGUUAAUCCAUUUGAAGGUGAGCGUUAUUUUGAGCGUCUGUUGUUAAUGAAUGUCCGCUGCCCUACUUCUUUUAAGGAUUUGCUUACUGUGAAUGGCCACACAUUUGCGACCUUUCAUGAGGCAGCUGUUUCAAGAGGGCUUCUACAAUCUGAUGACUACAUUGAUAGUUGCUUGGCAGAGGCGGCUCUCUUUCAGGCCCCUUCGUGUCUGCGUGUGUUGUUUGCAUUGCUCCUCGUUUACGGCAUAACUACAAACUUGCAAGUGUUGUGGGAUAAAUAUUAUUGUCCGUUGUCUAAAGACUUUGCUACCAAUGGAAUAUUAACGGGCGACCAGGUGCUUGAAAAAACUGUUGCUGCAAUUGAUGUUGUACUUAACUCUAUGGAUAAAUCUUUGGCUGACUUUCCAAUCCGUUUUAGUUGUAAGUAUGCAUGUGCUGAUGACUAA
Erythranthe guttata (spotted monkey flower) is the source of this 1806-nucleotide messenger RNA. The record is from RefSeq and is a predicted model, not a curated record. Lineage: Eukaryota; Viridiplantae; Streptophyta; Magnoliopsida; Lamiales; Phrymaceae.